AUGACCCCGGUGACACUAUACUUUGGCAAUGUCGAUCCCCAGCUAGAUGACAGCCUCAUGUACCAGCUAUUCCUCCAGUUUGCCCCCAUCAAACUGCUACAUAUGCCCAAAGAUCGCAUCCUCCACACCCAUCAAGGGUUUGGCUUCGUGGAGUUCUUCAGUAACGAUGACGCCGAGUACGCGGAGAAAAUCCUCAGAGGCAUUCGAUUAUACGGCCGGCCGUUGAAAUUGAAUCGAUCUGAAAGUGCCAAAGACGUCAUCAUCGGCGCCAAGUUGUUUAUCAACAAUCUCAACCCGUUGGUGGACGAGGAGUUUUUGACGGAGACGUUUUCCAAGUAUGGCGAGUUCGCUAAACCUCCGGAAGUGGUUCGAGAUGAAGACGGUAACCUGAAACGGCACGGAUUCAUCACCUACACCGAUUUUGAUGUGUCUGACCAUGUGCUAAAUACCAUGGAUGGUAAGCUUUUGAUGGGCAAUAAGUUGAAAAUAGAAUACGCCCGCAAAGAAGGGGGUGCCAAUGGCCAGCACCAUGGGGAUGCGGCGGAACGGUUGUUGAUUGAAAGUGGCAAGGCUCACGCCAUAAUCAAGGACAGCUCUAAGUCUCGCAAGCGGAGGCGAGGUUAG
Molecule: messenger RNA, 624 nt
Organism: Diutina rugosa
Lineage: Eukaryota; Fungi; Ascomycota; Pichiomycetes; Serinales; Debaryomycetaceae
Product: U2 snRNP complex subunit
Exons: 1
Coding region: 1-624 (207 amino acids)
Biological process (GO): positive regulation of mRNA splicing, via spliceosome
Cellular component (GO): U12-type spliceosomal complex; nucleolus
Molecular function (GO): RNA binding
Source: RefSeq, a predicted model, not a curated record